Messenger RNA from Klebsormidium nitens, 1803 nucleotides. The record is from the annotation of a GenBank genome assembly. Lineage: Eukaryota; Viridiplantae; Streptophyta; Klebsormidiophyceae; Klebsormidiales; Klebsormidiaceae.
CAAAUUCUUCCGACCGACCGACCCACCCCCGGAGUGGGUGGACAGGAAACCGGAAAUGAAGUUACAACGGCCUUACAGUAUAUGGCUUGCUGGCUCCUAGUGCCAAUUAAAUUCAUAGCUGUAUAUGAGCACAGGGCAGUUUGAGGGCAGGGGAAGGGACAGGCGGCUCUGCUCUUCAAAUGGGUUACAAGGACCUUGAGAAAGGGCAAAAGACUGGGCUCAGCGUAAAGUUGACAUUUGCAGAAAAGGUAGAAGAUUUCUUCAAGAAGAUUGUAGUCUAUGGCUACUACAACGGCAACAUUACGCAACCGGAAAACAGGUUUCCUUCCACGCCCCUGUCUGAAGAUAUCUGGAAGUUUGCAGGCGUGAAAGUGCUCGAAAAGACCACAGAAGUUGACGCUGUUCUUGUAUACAUCAACGAAGCGACACUGCAGGCUAUGCACCAUUUUUGGUUGCACCUUGCGGUAUCACUCACAGGCAGUGAGAAUGGUGCGUACAUUGCUGAGUCAGAGUCUGUCACUAAUGCUGUAGCCUUUGAGUUCGAUGAAGAGGAAUACUCCUCUAGGAAUGAGAGAGGGGCAAGCAAUCACAGUAGCCCAACCAGGACGGGUGCCGGGCCUUCGGAAGCCGUGCGCCCUACAAAAGUCACGACAAAUGUCCGUGAUUUAGUUCCCCUUCGCUCAGUCGUGCACGAACUGCCCAUCAGAAUCCCGGCCAGAUAUUCGGGGGAGCAGGAGAAUUGCUUCUUGCAGCAUGUGCCUGACAUCAACAAGUGGCUCCGCAAAAGUGGUUGCGAGGCGAAGCUCGCGUCGAUCAACGGGGAUGGGGCUGUAGAGAAACAGCUCGUCAAGGAGGUCGUCGGGUUUGUAGCAGCCAACAUGCGGGCCCUGUGGGGGACCCCUUUGCAGCAGGCAGAAGAUGCCCGGCACAUGGCAAGCGCCACGAACCUCGCAGUUGAUGGGGAAGGGGGAUUGAGAGCAGCAACCUUCAUUCCCGAUGAGCUGUGCGACCCAGACAAGAUUGAGAACAUGACAGGGACUGUCUUCACUACCCCCUAUCUCCGAUUCCUAGAAAUCCCCAUUCCCGAGGCAAAUCCAGACAACAAAGUCCGCAUAAAGCCAGGCCAAGAUUUCAAGAAAGGGUUAGAGCUUCUCGUGAAUUGCACGAUGCCCGAGCUGUUGAGGGGUGACAAGCACCAGCCUGACCAGAUCGCGAAGAGGCUGGCGGCCACUCGUGUGCGGUACGCUAAGAGUGCCAUGGUGGCCAUCAACAAGGUGGCAGUCAACCAGAAGAUCGCAGAAGAGAGGGAACGGGAGGAGCGGCAGCUGGCGCAGCUAGCGGGGGAGGAGAAUGAGUGGGCAGUGCAAGCUGCGGGCAUGACGGUGCAAAUGCCGGCAGUGCAAUCUCAUGGGCUCGCGACAUUACAGGAGCAGCUGGAGCUGCGCUUGAUAGAAGCGCGCGAGGAGGUUAGGCUGCUAGAGGCAGCUCUGGCGGGGGCAAGCAAAGUAGAUUCCGAAGUCAGAAAACGUAAGCGGGCUUGAAGCAUUGCACCUGUCACGUCAUAAAAUGUUUCAAUCGACACUGGGAUGGCUGUUCUUUUAGUCACGUUCACGGUCUGAUUCUAAUCUUCGCGCCUCCAUCCAUGAAGCGCGCAGACACUCCCGGUCCAAACCCGUGACAUAGCAUCUUUCAACAGACAUUGGGUCUGCGGUUUCUCAAUUACGCCUAUGAUCUUAUUCCAAAUCUUCGGGCCUCCAUUUGUGAAGCGCGCAGGCACUCCCGGUCCAUACAUCAAUCACUUGC